Molecule: messenger RNA, 1816 nt
Organism: Asterias rubens (European starfish)
Lineage: Eukaryota; Metazoa; Echinodermata; Asteroidea; Forcipulatida; Asteriidae
Product: mediator of RNA polymerase II transcription subunit 7-like
Exons: 2
Coding region: 182-880 (232 amino acids)
Biological process (GO): regulation of transcription by RNA polymerase II
Cellular component (GO): core mediator complex; mediator complex
Molecular function (GO): transcription coregulator activity
Source: RefSeq, a predicted model, not a curated record
CGUAUGGAAUUGUUUUUGCGAGAAUCGGGAUACCAGAUCCAGAAUUGUGACGGAAUUUGUGUUUUGAUUUUACGUCUCUCUCUGGACUGAAAAGGAGAAGAUUUAUUGGUUUUGUCGAUAUUCUCAGAUAAAUGCACAACUGUAGCUGCCACUUGUGGUAUAGUCUGAUACUGACUGAGACAUGGCAGAGUCACAGAAUGUCAGUGCCUUGCCCAUGCCGCCCGUGCAGUACAUCAACAAUUACACCGAUGAAAGGGUCAAGAAUGGUUCCGCACCUGCACCCCCAACACAAGUCAGAGACAAUUACAACAUGUUUGGGGCAGCCUUUACACCCAAUGAUGUCAUCAUCAGGUCAUUGGAAUCACAGAAUCUACGACGGCUUCACCCGAAGGUCUUUGAUCACCGGAAGGAACUAAAAAAGAUCAAUCACUCUAUUCUGUUCAACUUCAUAGACUUGCUGGAUGUGAUGGUCGCAGCACCGGGAAGUAAGAAACGAGAGGAGAAGAUUGAUGACAUCAAACUGCUCUUCAUCCACAUGCACCAUCUCAUCAAUGAGUUCCGGCCGCACCAGGCUCGUGAGACACUCCGCGUCAUGAUGGAGGUGCAGAAGAGGCAGCGACUGGAGACGGCCGAACGCUUCCAGAGACAUCUGGAAAAAGUGACAGAGAUUCUGCAGAGCUGCUUUGGCUCGCUACCAGACAACAUGGGACACAUUGACAGUAAGAUUGUCGCAAGGAUGGAGCCUCAGCCUGAGGAAGUGAAAGUGACUGCUGAAGAGGAGACUAAGGAGAAGCAAGAAGAGGUCAAUGGACAGAAGGAGGUUGAGGCCACGUUUUAUCACAAGGACAAGCUGAUGUGCAAUCUUGUGGAUUCAAUAUGAAGGAAUGAUAAUCCGAAAGCCAACCCACCCAGAACUGCACUCUACUGGUUGUUCAGGUUCAAUCCUCUAACUUGUUACCAGUCCCUUUUAUCAGACAUUUGAAUGCGUUGAAGAACAAAAUGGUGCUUGCCAGGGACAAUGUUAAGAACAAUGUGGUACAUGUUGGCCUUGCCUUGGGCGACCACCAGUGAAAUGUCAGGUUGUGAAUUAUUCGUUUCAAAUUUCUGUUUCGCAUUCACAUUCGCAAGGAGUAUGAACCAGAGGUAAUUGCCUGCGCUGCCUCCGUGAAGUACAUGUAUCGGGUCUUGGUAUGACCUAUGUUUGGGCUGUGGCUUAUAGCCAAGGGUUUACUGAUUCACAAUGAACACAUUCCACAUUGUCUUGAAAGAGAACAUUUAAAAAAUAUGGUGCGUUUAAUGAAUGUUUUUUGGUAAAAGCUUCAAAGUUAAGAAACCAAAAGUUCAAAAUGAUGUACCGGUACUUACUUUUAAACAGGGAUCAGUAUUAUAAGCUUUGAGAACAAAAUUUCUUGCAAAAUGGGUAAUAAUGUACUAUGUUUUUUUUCCCAUUUAUCGGUUUUCAUGGGGAUUGAACAAAAGAGAAGCUUAGCAUAGAAAAAAGUUGAUUCUGCUUAAAAGUUCUUGCAAAUACUUGUGGACUUGUGAAAAGCAAUGCAGACCUUUAAAACUUGUGUUCAUCAGUCUGGCCGGCGAGUGAACUCAAAAGGUCUUUAGGCAAAGAUCUUGAGGGUUUUAGAACCAUUCAAUUGUUUAAUUCCUAAUAGGCUAAAUGUAGAUUUAUACAAUACAACUAACUUGUGGAAAAAUCAUUUGAAAAAGGUGGUAAUGUUUUGAGAUAUCGAAAAUCUGGAGCAGUUUUGUUCAUGCAGGAAGAAUAAUUAGUAAUGGACCCUUCCCAUGAAAUAUGCUAAUCACA